Parasteatoda tepidariorum (common house spider) is the source of this 1534-nucleotide messenger RNA. RefSeq names its product mus81 structure-specific endonuclease subunit (gene mus81). Gene Ontology annotation, biological process: DNA catabolic process; resolution of meiotic recombination intermediates; double-strand break repair via break-induced replication. The record is from RefSeq and is a predicted model, not a curated record. Gene Ontology annotation, molecular function: crossover junction DNA endonuclease activity; DNA binding; 3'-flap endonuclease activity. Gene Ontology annotation, cellular component: Holliday junction resolvase complex; nucleus. NCBI's taxonomy places the organism in Eukaryota, Metazoa, Arthropoda, Arachnida, Araneae, Theridiidae.
UAAUGAAAUUUGAAAAUAAACAAAGCGGGUUGCAAAAGUUUGAAAAUUUGCUCAUUCAAUUACAAUUAAAAAUUAUUAUAAUAUGGAUAAACAUCCUAAACGCGCUAAAAAGAAGUAUACUUGUCCAAAUCCCCUUUUUGUGAAAUGGCUCACGGAAUGGAAACAAGAAGCAUCGGAGAAAGGGUUGAAAUUGCAAUAUACAUAUGCAAAGGCAUUAUCUUCAUUAAAAAAGUAUCCUUUACCCCUAUCUUCUGGAAAAGAAGCUAAAAUCUUAGAAUAUUUUGGAGAUAAAAUUUGUUCUAUGCUUGAUGCAAAAUUAAUUGAAUGGCGACAAACGAAUGGUUCAUCUCCACUAAACUCAGUUGAACAAUCUCAAGUUUCUGUGAUAUCUGGAUCAAAUCCCAUAAGCAAGCCAAAGAAACCUUCAACCACUUCAUUCAACUCACCAAAAAAAACUAACAUUAAAACAAUAACUGUCGGAAGGACGGCAACAUUCCCAAAGGCUACGCUUAUGCCAAGAAUCGAAGAAAAAACAACGAACUAUGAUUUUCCCUUAGAUGAUGUUAAAUUUUACCUUUUUCCUGAAUCUUUUGAUAUUUUACUUUGUGUAGACAACUGUGAAACUAUAUCUGGACAUGGAAAGAGUAAAAAAUUGUUCCAAACUGAACUGCAAAAAUGUGGAGUGGAAUUUGAAGUAAGAAAGCUUCAUGUUGGAGAUUUUCUCUGGAUUGCUCGGGAUAAAAAUGAUAACACAAAGGAAGUCGUUUUAGAUUUUGUUGUGGAACGUAAGCGAUUGGAUGAUUUAGCUCAUAGUAUUAAAGAUGGACGAUUUAGAGAACAAAAGUUCCGAUUAAGAAAUUGCGGUUUAAAGAAACCAGUUUAUUUAGUAGAAAACUGUACUGGAGCAAAGUAUUUGGGCUUACCUGAAUCUACUUUAGAGCAAGCUAUUGUAAAUACACAGGUAGUUGACGAUUUUAUCGUAAAAAGAACUCAAAAUAUCAAGGAGUCUGUUUCAUAUCUUUCAUCAAUGACUAGAAUGUUGAAAAAUAAGUAUAAAGAUCAAACUCUUGUAGCAGUAUCAUGUGAAUCUGUGCAGAAAAAGUGUUAUACAUCAAAUAAUUUUAUGUGUUUCAAAGAUUUUAACUGUUCAACUGUAAAAAAUAAGAGUCUAACUCUCAAGGAAAUGUUUGCAAAACAUUUGUUACAAUUUUUUGGACUUUCGGUUGAUAGGGCUGCAGCGAUAGUUGACCAGUUUGAUACUCUCCCUAGAUUUCUUGAAGCAUAUGCUGGAUGUGAUUCUGAAGCCGAGAAGAUUAAUCUAAUAUCAUCUAUUAAAUUUGGGCUAAAUAAAAAAAACAUUGGUCCCUCAUUAAGCAAGUCUUUACUUCAAUUUUAUGACGCCCAGUGGCCUUCUAGUUGAAGUUAUCAUCUACUUCUAUUGUUUUGUAAGAUAUUCAUUUUGUAUUAGUUUCGUCAUUGUAAUUAUUCAGACACCCAGAAAGUAUUUAUUAAAAAUAAUUUUUUAUAUAAAUUA